AUGUCGGAUAGAGUUCCAGCUACCGACUCAAAUAAUCCAUCCGUGUACUUAAACCAGGUGGUACCCUCUCCCUGUCCACACGGGGAUGUUCUGGUCCCUUGCAGCUUCUUCAACGCGCCAUCUCCUUAUUACCUUCUUACCCACUCUUUCCUCCUUCCCCGCCUCCAGGCGGAGCAUGGUCGCAUCCCCGUUACAUCCAACAAAUACUCACCGACCACGGUACUCACCGACCACGGCCUAAUUGACAUCAAGGUCGAACCAUACCAGUUCGUUCAGGUUGCCGAUUCUCCGGGUGACAUGGCUAGGAAGAUGCGCCCCGUCGUUCCGAUCCUGACUGCCAAAUGGGGUAAAGAAAAACAAGAAUUAGGUCGGAAGGUGUUUGAAGAAGUAGAAGAGAUUUUGAAGAGGGAGCAGGGUGAGGGCCCGGUGAAGAUUUGGAGUAUAGCUUUGGUUGCUAUUGCUAAGAAACCGAACGAGUAG
This is a messenger RNA of Kwoniella botswanensis, 480 nucleotides long. RefSeq lists its product as uncharacterized. The record is from RefSeq and is a predicted model, not a curated record. The transcript has 3 exons. NCBI's taxonomy places the organism in Eukaryota, Fungi, Basidiomycota, Tremellomycetes, Tremellales, Cryptococcaceae. The coding region runs from base 1 to 480 and encodes 159 amino acids.